Messenger RNA from Pocillopora damicornis (cauliflower coral), 2312 nucleotides. RefSeq names its product DNA replication factor Cdt1. Gene Ontology annotation, biological process: mitotic cell cycle; regulation of DNA-templated DNA replication initiation; DNA replication preinitiation complex assembly. Lineage: Eukaryota; Metazoa; Cnidaria; Anthozoa; Scleractinia; Pocilloporidae. The record is from RefSeq and is a predicted model, not a curated record. Gene Ontology annotation, cellular component: nucleus. Gene Ontology annotation, molecular function: DNA polymerase binding; DNA binding.
GGCGGCAUGACAUCAACAGCGGUAGAGCAGGCAACUUUAGGCCAGUAUUUCACUCAAAGAAAAGGCCUGGAAGAUGUCCACCCUGCAAAGCGAAGAAAAGUAGAUACGAGUGGAGUUGAGGGCGAAGUUGCGGUCAGACGCAGUGAAAGAUCAAAGAAACAAGCGGCGUCCUUUCAGAGCAAGAUCAGUACACGAUCAUCCAAAGCUUCUAAGAGAAAUGCGAAGGUAAUCCUGAAGGAGAAGAGUGUACAGACUCCAGCCAAAGAGAGGAGCGAUUCUACCUCUUUGUUCGAUGAUCACGCUUUUGCAGAAGCUUUGAUCGGGAAACUGACCGAUGCGCAGAGAAAGCGCAAGAUAGUGGCGUCCUCGAGACAAAGAGACGACGCCAUUACGAGCGCUCCCAAAGAAAAUAGCUCGGAAGAAGGUUUGCAGGGGCAAAUAAACGAGAGCGAGAAUGAAUCUAGGCCAAAGAUUAGGCGAAGAAUUGCGAAAUAUUCUAAAACAACAGAGCGGUCAAUAAAUGGUGAGAAAUCCACUGAUCUCGACGCUGCGGAGUUGGUCAAUUGCAAUCCUUCUCAAUCGAAGGAAGAAUCGUCCAGUGACGGGAAGUCGUUUGGAAUGAACGCUCCUGAGGAGAAGGCAACAAUGGUAUCUCCUUUGAAAACGCCUCCAGUCGUGAGAAGAGUCGGUAGCGGUCUUAAAGCGGAUCCCUGGAUCGCAGAACAGGCCAAAAUGGUCCAUAGCCGUGGAAGAGCAGCGGUUAAUUUAAGCCAGAGAAGAAGAGGCAAGGAAGAUGUCAAGCAGCAGGCUGGUGCGACUAAGAAAAGUUGUUCAGUGGAAAACUCCAAAGUCUCAAUGAAGAAGGCUCAAGAGGAUCUAGCCAAGGCAAGAAAACUGAUUAGGAGCAUGAGAUCAUUGGAGAAAAGUGUUCCCAAAUCAUCACUGUCUUGUACUGAAGAUAAAGGAUUGAGGCUUCAUCAGAUGGCUAAAAAGAACAAUGAUACAGAAAAAUCACAGAGUUUGAAAGAUGCUCCAGCCUAUCAAAGGUUCCAUGCCUUGGCUCAGCCUACUCCAUCAGAGGCUUCUUCUACAACUCUACCCCUCCCCUAUAAGUACAAGGUGCUGGCUGAGAUGUUCCGCUGUACUGACACCAUCCUGAAUUUGCUGGGACAGCGAAAGGAGAAGUGUACAUUUACUAAACUCCGGGAUGCAGUGCAGCAGAUGUCAAGAAAGCGAUUUGAGAAGAAGCAUCUGGCACAAAUGAAAACAGUUUAUCCAGGAGCCCUUGAAUUCCAUCAAGACAAAUGUCUGGGCAAGUCUUCAUCAUUUGAGUUGAUUAUUGAGUUUGGAAAAACUGAGGAAGCACUCAGCAAACUUACACUGACAGCCACUGAGCUGUUGGCAAGAAGGGAUACCUUCCAGAAGAAUCUGCUACAGACAACUAAGAGGCAUCAUCAGGAUUUCCUCUCCAACCUCAGCCCAUCUUUGUCAGUUGAUGAUAACAAAAUCAUGCGCUGGCAUCCAAAGUUUCACCUUGAUGAAGUGCCAGAUGUAGAGGAAGGCAAGCUCCCACAGCCUCCGGUGGUAAAGACCUACAGUAGCGCCAAUGACGUCUUGGAAAAAGCACGUGACAUGAUAGCACCAAGGGUUGAGAAAGCACUGAAGGCAGUUGCUUUGAAAGAACAAGAGGGAGAGGAGUUGACAUCAGCAAACAAGAACAAAAACUUGCCAGAAAAGAAAGAGGUGACAAAGUCUACAGAAGAGAUGCAAAGCAAAAAUAAUUUAAAGAAUAAAGCUGCCUUGAAGGGAAUCUCACAAGAUCUACUGAACAAGAUUAGGCAGAAAGAGGCAAAGAAAAUAGAAGAAAGUCUGAUGCGAGAUCCCUUAGUUGACAAGAAGCUUGCCAUGAAGGAACGCCUUCCUGAACUAUGCAGAAUACUCAAAGCUUAUUUCUCUGCUGAGCGCAAAGCUGCUAUACCCCUGGAGGAUGCAACAGUGAAACUGUCAGACAGCUACAAGACAUCUCUGUCUUCAGUGCAAGUUGAAGAACACAUCAGAUUCAUGUCCCAGCUUGUACCAGAAUGGAUCUCACUUCUCACAGUUAGGAAAUGUGCCUAUAUCAAGAUCAACAAGACUGCUGAUGUGAACAAUGUGAUAAACAAACUCAUUACAAAAGAAAUUCAGUAACACAAAGUGCUCGUUUUUUUUACAAGAUGUUGUCACCUAAUGAAUCUCUCAGGAAGAGGACACAAUGCUAACCAUCGCUCAAUUUUGGGGCAUUUUUUAUGAAACUUUUUCAAAGUUCAGUUGUU